UCUCCUAAUUUUGCUUCUUUUUCUUUAUAUAUAUUUCGUUUUGGAUGGAAAAAAAAGACAUCUUUUUAUUUAGUUGAAUCUGAUCUUGAGAAAGAAAAACGCCAUGAAUUGAUCUUCAUGGAAAAAGGGGUUAAACCGAAUCAUAAUCCCAUAAUGUACGGCUACCAAAAUACUCAACUAUACACCGACCGUAACUACUGCCACUUUCUGUUUCUUUUUUCUCUCUUUAAACCUCUCCAUUCAUUCACUCAUCAACUGCUUCACCACCAAUUCAUUCAUUGUUUCGCCGGAAUCUUGAGGGACUCGCACUAUAAUCCGAGCUCUUGAAAAGGGUCUUUGGAAUUUUUGAGCGUCAUGGUUCAUCCUCGUUUCCAAGAAUUCUUGCUUCUGCUUCAUAUGCAGAUAUAAGUGUGCGUAUCUGUUUAAUCAUUAGGUGCAAGUUUCGCAUUGUUGGUGGAUUUUAAUCGGAUGAAAAUUUUGAGGGCUCUUGAUUUCAAGAUUAAUAAGUUGUUGUUCUGAUUGGCAUUUUAAUUUUUCGAGGUGGUGCAUUUAAUGGUGGUUAACAACUUAGAUUCGCCUUGUUUUGCGCAGAAAUAGCAUCAAAUUAUUCAAAACCAGUCUCAUCUCAAGGUUUUGUGUAUAAAAAACUAUAUAUAUUCUGCUACCAUUCUUGAGUUUUCAGCAUCCUCAAUAAACAAACUCUUCUUCCUAACCAUUCAUUUCUCCCUUGAAUCCCACCUGAAAAAUCGGCAUUGGGCUGAAGGGUCUUGAAAUGUCUUUGCUUUAGAAAGAAGUUUUCAUGUUACCAAAAUGUGAAAAGUGGCCUAUGGCAAUCAAGAGAGAGAAGAGAGAGCAGCAUUGGGAUGUGGGCAUGAAUCUUUUGGGUGAAGAGAAAGUGCAAGAGACCAAGCUUCUGAGGGUGUCUCAUGCAAGAAUCAAGCUCUGGGCUUUGAGGGCAAUUACUACAUUAUUGUUGUGGACAUGUAUUGUUCAAUUGGUGGCAAUGGGAGAAGUUUGGGGGCCAAGUCUGUUGAAGAGUUGGCCUUCUUGUUCCAGCCCCCCAAGUAUGCAUACAGCAACUAACGUGUCUUCUAUUCAGCCAAAAAGGCAUUACCCACCAAAGAGGGUAUACAAGAACAAUGGUUAUCUAAUUGUUUCUUGCAACGGAGGACUCAACCAGAUGCGAGCAGCAAUAUGUGAUAUGGUCUCUAUUGCCAGAUAUCUUAAUAUCACACUCAUUGUCCCUGAAUUGGAUAAAGCGUCAUUUUGGGCGGAUCCCAGUGAUUUCCAGGACAUAUUCGAUGUUGAUCAUUUUAUUUUAUCUUUGAGGGAUGAGGUCCGGAUAUUAAAAGAGCUUCCAGCUAAGCUUCAACGGAGAAUUGAAGUUGGAAUGUUCUAUGAGUUACCCCCAGUUAGUUGGUCAAAUAUUACUUACUACCGCCGGCAGAUUCUUCCUCUUCUUAAAAAGCAUAAAAUUGUACAUUUGAAUAAAACCGACGCCCGGCUUGCUAAUAAUGGGCUACCACUGGAGAUUCAGAAGCUGCGUUGUCGAGUAAAUUUUAGUUCCCUGAGAUUUACUGCCCAAAUUGAGGAGUUGGGUAGAAAAGUGAUCAGAAUGCUGAGACAAAAUGGUCCGUUCCUUGUACUCCAUCUUAGAUAUGAAAUGGAUAUGUUGUCCUUCUCUGGUUGUACUCAGGGCUGCAACACUGAGGAGGUGAAUGCACUCACUGCAAUGAGAUAUGCCAACCCUUGGUGGAAGGAGAAAGUCAUUGAUCCUGACCUCAAAAGGAAGGAAGGUCUGUGUCCUUUGACACCUGAAGAAACUGCUCUGGUACUCUCAGCUCUUGGUAUUGACAGUCACAUUCAAAUAUACAUUGCUGCUGGAGAAAUAUACGGUGGUAAAAGGAGAUUGAGAAGUUUGGCUAAGGCAUUUCCAAAUCUGGUCAAAAAGGAGACGUUGCUGGAACCCUCAGAUUUGUUGUUCUUCCGAAACCACUCGUCCCAGAUGGCAGCUUUAGAUUAUCUCGUCUCCUUGGAGAGCGAUAUAUUUGUUCCCACAUAUGAUGGAAAUAUGGCAAAAGUUGUUGAAGGACACCGCAGGUACUUAGGUUUCAAGAAGACAAUUCUACUAGACAGACGAGUUUUGAUUGAUCUGAUAGACCAGUACAACAGUGGAUCAUUGAGCUGGGACGAGUUCUCAUACUCUGUGAAGGAUGCCCAUGCAGACCGAAUGGGGAGCCCAAGGAAGCGCGUUAUGAUUCCAGACAGACCGAAGGAAGAAGACUACUUCUAUUCCAAUCCUCAAGAAUGUCUUUGAGGCAGCUGAUGAUAGGGAGAGCCCAUCAAUCACACACAGAGUGUGUGUGUGAGAAUUUUCAGACCAUUAAUUGGAAAGGGAAGAAGGAUGGCUAGUUGGUUGGAUGGAUCAAUUAGACAUAGAAUGAUUCUUUUACAAUUUUGGUUUAUGAGCAUGUAUAGAUUUUGAAGCCCUGUGGGUUGUACAAAACUUUUAUGAGACAAAUGAAAAGAUGCCCCUCACAACAUUAGAUUACAACUUUUUCCACA
This is a messenger RNA of Sesamum indicum (sesame), 2565 nucleotides long. RefSeq names its product rhamnogalacturonan I rhamnosyltransferase 1. The record is from RefSeq and is a predicted model, not a curated record. Gene Ontology annotation, cellular component: cytoplasm. Lineage: Eukaryota; Viridiplantae; Streptophyta; Magnoliopsida; Lamiales; Pedaliaceae.